AUGACAACGAAUACAACAAAACGAACAACAAAUGUUCUAAAUGAUAAUAAUAUUAAUAAGCAACAAAGAUAUAUAUCACAAAGAUCCGACAAUGACCCAAGUUGGAAAGAAGAAGAACCAUCAUACUAUUACUUAUUUACUACUUAUUUAUCAUAUUUAAUACUGAUCUGUUUUGGACAUAUUCGUGAUUUCUUUGGAAAAAGAUUUAAAAAGAAAGAUUAUUGUCAUUUGGAAGAACGAAAUGGAUAUGCACCUUUGAAUUCAGAUUUUGAUAAUUUUUAUGUACGGAGAUUAAAAUUACGAAUUAAUGAUUGCUUCAAUCGCCCUGUUACUGGUGUACCUGGUAGAAAGAUUACAUUGCUCGAACGAGAAACAAAAGAUUACUGUAAAACUUUUCAAUUGACUGGUAAAACCAGAGAUUGUUUAAAUCUAAGUAGUUAUAAUUAUUUAGGAUUUGUCCAGAAUGAAGGCCCAUGUGCUGAUGCUGUUGAGAAAACAAUAAAAAAAUAUGGUAUCUCAUCUUGUAGUCCCAGGAUUGAAGUUGGUACAUCAGAUCUUCAUCUACGAAUAGAAUCAUUGGUUGCCAGAUUUGUUGGUAAACCUGCUGCUAUGGUCAUAUCAAUGGGUUAUGCCACCAAUAGCACCACCUUGCCUGCUUUAGUAUCAAAAGGUUGUUUAAUCAUAUCUGACGAGUUGAAUCAUAAUUCAAUUGUGUUUGGUAGUCGUUUAUCUGGUGCCUUUGUCAGAGUUUUCAAACAUAAUAACAUGGAGGAUUUGGAAAAUUUAUUGAAAGAAUGUAUUAGUCAAGGUCAACCAAGGACUCAUCGACCUUGGAAAAAAAUUUUAUUGGUUGUUGAAGGUCUUUAUUCCAUGGAAGGAGCAUUGGGUCCAAGGGGCAGAGGUGUGUGUGAUUAUUAUGGGAUAAAUCCUGAUGAGGUGGACAUUUUAAUGGGAACAUUUACAAAAUCAUUUGGUGCUGGAGGUGGAUAUAUUGCAUCAUCAAAAGAGGUUAUUGAUAGUCUCCGAUUAAAAAAUCAUGCAUCAGUUUAUGCUGAAUCAAUAACUCCAGUGAUACUACAACAAGUCUAUACUUCAUUGUCAAUCAUCAUGGGUGAAGAUGGCACUAAUGAAGGCAAGGUGAGAUUGGAAAGGUUGGCCUUUAAUGCUAGAUAUUUGAGCGUGAAUUUGAGAAGAUUGGGUUUCAUCAUUUCUGGUGAUAUUGACUCACCAAUCAUCCCAUUGCUGCUAUUCAAUCCUGCCAAAAUGCCUGCUUUCUCAAGAGAAUGUCUAAAAAGAAAUAUUGCUAUAGUUGUUGUUGCAUAUCCUGCCACACCAAUGAUUUCAUCCAGAGCUAGAUUUUGUGUCUCUGCUGCCCAUACUAAACAAGAUUUAGAUGAAAUAUUGAAAACUUGUAAUGAAAUAGGUGAAAUCCUGCAACUUAAACUAUCAAAUAAUGUUAAACAAAAAUCAAUAGAAGAAGUUUUAAAACUUAAUAGUAUAUAA
This is a messenger RNA of Entrophospora candida, 1503 nucleotides long. NCBI's taxonomy places the organism in Eukaryota, Fungi, Glomeromycota, Glomeromycetes, Entrophosporales, Entrophosporaceae. The record is from the annotation of a GenBank genome assembly.